Lachancea dasiensis is the source of this 1968-nucleotide messenger RNA. The record is from the annotation of a GenBank genome assembly. NCBI's taxonomy places the organism in Eukaryota, Fungi, Ascomycota, Saccharomycetes, Saccharomycetales, Saccharomycetaceae.
AUGAGUUCGGAAGAAGCAAUUCCCAAGAGGACCGAUUUUAAAUAUAAGAUUGGGAAGAUCAAGCAAACACCGCCAGUGCUAAAAGAUGACAGAACUGGAAUGGAAUACAUAGAACUCAAGCUAAGGCAAACCGAACACGUUUAUGGCUGUACUGUAUUCCAAGGGCAUUACAAGGAGGAAAAAAAGCUUGGUCAGGGAACCUUUGGCGAAGUGUAUCGCGGUGUUCAUCUGGAAACGAAACGACAAGUAGCAAUGAAGAGGACUAUUGUCAAAGCCGAGAAAGAUCUGUUUCCAAUCACAGCACAACGUGAAAUCACAAUUUUGCGGAAAUUGAACCACAAAAAUGUCAUAAAGCUUAUAGAGAUGGUGUAUGACUAUCCUCUGACAAAUACAGAUGGCAGCACUAGUGGCUCGGCGGUGCCCAACGCUUCGCCUUCGAAAUCUUUCUAUAUGAUUCUGCCCUAUAUGGUUGCAGACAUGGCAGGUAUACUGCAUAACCCUCGCAUUAAGUUGGAAUUGGGCGCCAUAAAGAACAUCCUCUUGCAAAUAUUUGAGGGUGUCAACUACAUCCAUUGUCAAAAAUACAUGCAUCGUGAUAUUAAAACUGCUAAUCUACUUGUGGAUCAUAAGGGCGUGUUGAAAAUUGCCGAUUUCGGCUUGGCUAGAGGCUACUAUGGCGCUCCUCCGAAUCUGAAAUAUCCAGGUGGUGCCGGGGUAGAAGCCAAGUAUACCUCGGUGGUGGUAACCCGGUGGUAUCGUGCUCCCGAGUUAGUUUUAGGGGACAAGUUCUAUACUACUGCAGUGGACAUGUGGGGCGUAGGAUGUGUUUUUGGUGAAAUUUUCGAAAAGAAACCGAUCUUACAGGGACAAACUGAUAUUGAUCAGGGACACGUCAUCUUCAAGCUUCUAGGUACGCCCGAUGAAGAACAAUGGCCACUUGCACGCUACCUUCCUGGUGCAGAACUUACCAGGACGUCAUAUGCUGGGAACUUACGUGACAGGUUUGGUCCUCACCUCAGCCCGACAGGCCUUGAUCUUCUAACUAAGCUUCUAAGCUUGGAUCCCUAUAAACGAUUGACAGCUAUGGCGGCAAAGCAUCAUCCUUUUUUUACCGAAGAACCGCUGCCCGAAACUGUGCUUCAAUUGCCAUGUGAAGAGUGCCACGAAGCGGAUAUCAAAAGAUAUAAACAAGAGCAGAACAAAUCUUUAAGCCAGCAACCCCCUCCUGCCCCACAAGGACACGUAGCAGAGACGUCCAUGUCUACCACGCCACAGCUGCCGAAGGGCCCCAAGGGCUCUAACCACUACAGAGGUGGUCUCAAGCAAGGCGCGGCUUCAAGAGAUUUUAAUGAGACUAAACGUGGUGGCGCCAGAAAUGGCAUUGUAACCAACCAGCCCUCUGACAGUAACUCUAGAGAUGAGGCUGGAGUUUCCGAGUUGCCUCGAGUUAGUCGUUAUUCCGGCGCAUCUCAAACGAACAGUCAUGGGAUUUCCCACCGAAGCGAAAGUCGUUUCAACAACGCACCCAGAAGCCGUUUCUCGGGCAGUGGCAGUGCGGAUGCCUACCAAAGGGGGGCUGUAUCGAAGUCGGGUUUGCAUAAAAGCUACGCAGAUCCCGAGAAAAACGGACAUCCUUUUUCAUACGACACAUCAGCGGUGGGCCAAGAUCGGGCCCCGGCUUUUCCAAAAGGUUCAAGAUAUGGAGGCAGCAGCGGGCUACCCAGAGAUCCAAGACUGUACGUAGGAGGUCAGGUGGGUCCCGCGGCUGACAAAAGAAAUGCGAAUGAGACUCCGCUUGGCAGAUCGGACAAACACAAGUCUUUUCUUCCACAAGAGUCCAUUAAUGGUCAGGCAAGAGGACCAGACCAAUCUUCAAGAAGAUUAUUUCGUCAAGACAAUAAAGCAGAUCAAGCCCAACCCCGUCAAACUUACAAAUCGGCGAAAGAAGAUAUCGCUGACCUGUAUUAG